This is a messenger RNA of Harpegnathos saltator (Jerdon's jumping ant), 1723 nucleotides long. It is a transcript of the gene Surf4, whose product is annotated as Surfeit locus protein 4. Gene Ontology annotation, cellular component: endoplasmic reticulum-Golgi intermediate compartment; membrane; endoplasmic reticulum. Gene Ontology annotation, biological process: Golgi organization. The record is from RefSeq and is a predicted model, not a curated record. Bases 448 to 1260 code for a protein of 270 amino acids. The transcript is spliced from 3 exons. NCBI's taxonomy places the organism in Eukaryota, Metazoa, Arthropoda, Insecta, Hymenoptera, Formicidae.
AUUGUCUUUUCUAGGGGAAACGGAAUUAUCCCGAUCGGAAUCAAUUCCGACGAGUUCCAUAAUAGGUACCCUGAUUUUAUAUUUAUUCAUUCUUGAGUGUGAAUUCUUCAUAAGAAGCGGCAACGAUCAUCAGCGCUGCAUAGUAAAAACUUUUACAAAGUACACGUAUACCGGAAAUGACGCUUAGCAUCGGCCAUCCCAUCUCCACAUCAUUCGUAGCGACUCGAUUGAGUUCGGAUAUUUUCGAAUUCCUUCGGCCGCUUCGCACUAAUUGCGAGCUCACUGUUUCAUUCUGUCUCUUUUCUUCUUUCGUGCUUUAUCUUUUCCCACUGUCGUCAAUUCACUCCAGUGGUUUUGUUCCGCGCGUCGUCGCGGUUGUGUCACUUGCGUAUGCGCACGUGUAUAUAUCUGUGUAUGGCCACUUUUUCGAGUUCAGAAUAAAACACAAUGGUGAUCUCACAAGAAAUGGUUUCGAAAGCGGAGGAGAUCGCUGACCAGGUAAUUCGUAAUGGCAAACAUGUGCUUCCAACAUUGGCAAGAGUAUGUCUCAUAGCCACAUUCCUGGAAGAUGGCCUACGAAUGUGGUUCCAAUGGAGCGACCAAAGAGAAUAUAUGAAUGCUUCAUGGGGCUGUGGCAAAUUUCUAGCAACUAUAUUUGUGCUAGUAAAUUUAGUUGGUCAGCUGGGUGGAUGUGUCAUGGUGAUUGGCAGAUGGCGAGUCAGCAUAGCCUGUGGUGUUUUAUUCUUCAUAGUAAUCCUUCAGACCAUUGCAUAUAGCAUCCUAUGGGACAUGCAAUUUUUGUUCAGAAAUCUAGCACUAAUAGGAGCACUUCUGCUGGUAUUGGCUGAGUCCAGAGUAGAAGGCAGAUCACUAUUUGCUGGUGUACCCAGUCUUGGUGAUAAUAAGCCCAAAAAUUUGUUACAACUUGCUGGCCGAAUCCUGCUGGCGUUUAUGUUCAUCACUCUGAUUCGUUUUGAGAUAUCUUUCUUACAAAUCUUGCAAGAUAUUCUUGGCAGUAUUCUCAUGGUAUUGGUAACCAUUGGUUAUAAAACAAAGCUAAGUGCAUUAUUACUUGUGCUGCUGCUCACUGGACUCAAUUUCUAUCAUAAUGCAUGGUGGAGUAUUCCUGACUAUAAGCCACUUAGGGACUUCCUCAAAUAUGAUUUCUUCCAGACAUUAUCAGUUAUUGGAGGCCUCUUGAUGAUAGUUUCUCUAGGUCCAGGUGGGGUAUCGAUGGAUGAACAUAAGAAAGAAUGGUAAAAAUGGCAUUACUAAAGGUGUGAAGAAUAUGCAAUUAUUGGGUUAUCACAAAAGUUAAGAAAAUAUGUCUCCCAUUCCUGUCCCUUUUUAUGCUCAAAAACACUUAAGCGAUUUGUUGUGUGUCAAACAUCAAAAGAAGAAAUUCAGCAUGUCAGGAUAUAUAUUAUUAGCCCAGAAGCUGCAUUCUGUACAAGCUUAUUGACAAUUAUCAGUUUAGUAAAUAUCAUGCAUAGCUAUUUUAUAUCUGAUUAUAUGAUUCUAUACCCGUGCAACUACAUGUACUGAACAAUACAUAUACUGACAGUUGUCGGUAAGCAUGUACAGAAUAGCAACCUAAAGUGAUCGUCAUAUGGUUAAUUGAAAUAUAUAUUAACGCACACACACUGCAACCAGAUAUUAAAAAAAAUUCAAGAUAGUCAAUAAAACUAUCUAACAUCUUAUUUAAGACUAUAAUGUUAACGUG